GAAAGCAGCACCAGUGAGGCACAUGGUCACGUGACACAAUGUUUUGCUCUUUCUGCCGGGUGCAUGACAUUUGUUGUCUCUGCUCACAGACACGUCCGUUUAACCUACUUCUUUUGUUAUAAAUUAGAUCGACGGGAACAGAGACGUGUCUUGUUAAUACAUCUAGUUUACUAGCUAACCUUACGAUAAGAAAUAAAGACAUUUAAUCAGCGGAAAAGCAGCACCUGUGCGCCAUGGCGGCUGUAGACAGCUUUCAGCUGCUCUACAGAGAACUUUCUCGAUCAUGCAGUGUUUACUUCGAAACCCUGGCUCUGGUCGGUGCUUUAUACACAGCCAGCAAGGCGGUGAUCCUGCUGAGGGACUGCUGCAUGCUGGUUAGGGUGCAUUUCCUGCCGAGAAUGAUCCCCACCAAGAAGCUGACCCAGAGGUUUGGAGACUGGGCUGUGAUUUAUGGUAAGAGGGAUGCUGCAGGGGGGGUCAGUGCAUCAUGCCGUGGAUCUGUAGGCAGUCCAUUAAAAUUUGGGGUGUUUUUAUAAGGCAAUAUAUGCCAUCACUAUUGAUGCCACAAAAUAGAAAGUUGUAUCAGCUUGGGACAUUGAAUCUCCUGAUCCUUUUACAAUCCAUAAACUGAGACAAAAACUCACAUGUGCACACCCUUGAAUGAAACUAAUGGAAAGAAAAUCAAAGGAAACUCUCAAAUAAUCAAAGAAAAACCAAUAAAACCUCCACAGACUGAUAAUAGGAUAAAACAAAGUACAACAGAUCCAGUUAGAUCCUCAUACACUCACUUGCCACACACUCACUGGUCUGCCAAGAACACUUAAUUGUUUAAUCUUAUCAGUGUCUCCUUUUGUUGUGGUAUUGUCUCCCUGAAUUGCCUUCAAUGACCCUCAUUGGCGCAUUUUGUCUUGUCUUUUGUCAGGUGCAUCAGAGCCUUUAGCCACAGCCUAUGCAGAGGAGCUGGCCCGGCACGGUGUCAGCAUCAUCUUUGUCACUCAGGACCAAACGUCUAUCAGAGACACGGCUGCAUCCCUCUCCCACAGUUACGGAGUGGAGAGCAUCGUCGUCCUGGCCGACUUCUCUCUGGACCAUGCUGCCAGUAAGCCCAUCAAAGAGGCCAUAAGGGGGAAAGAUAUCGGCUUCCUGGUGAACUGCCUGGAUGAGUCUUUGGCCUCCCCGCAGAGCCUGAUUGAGAUACCUGAGCAGGGCCUGUUGGAUUUGGUGAAUAAGAACGUCGCGGUGGCUACUCUGAUUACUCGGUUGGUGCUUCCAGGGAUGGUGGAGCGCUGCAGAGGAGCUGUGGUCAAUUUAUCAUCGGGAGCUUGCUGUAGACCUUUUCCUGGAAGAGUGGCACUUACUGCAUCCACUGUGAGACAAAACACUGAGAAGAUCUGCCUCUUGUUCAUGCACACACACACACUGAAACUCACACCUUUAACAUGCAUGAAGUCUUUUGGCUGCAGUACUUUUCAUAGUACAGAAUAGUUGUGAAAGUUUUCAGUACUUGGUUACAAUUUCAUUACCACAAGGCUGAAAAUUAAUAAUAACAAAUUCAGAUUCAGGAUUUAGUAGAUACUGCUCUGUCCACAACAUCAAAACAAUCUGAAAGUGACUCACAGUAAAGAUGGGGGAUUAAUCAGACCUUAUAUUCAAUUACAAACAUGACUCCCUAGAUCAAGACUGACAUAACACAUCUUUGUAUGCAGAUGAUAACCAACUUCUCCCUCUUCUUCUGACACUUCAGGGCUACAUGGAUCAUUUCUCAAGAGCUCUUCAUCUGGAGUACAGCAGCAAGGGGAUCUUUGUCCAAAGUCUGGUUCCUUUCCAGGUAAAUAUCAUGUCAGGUGAUGUACAACCAGUUUUAAAUGUGAUGCCUUCGACAGAUUAAAAAAUAUUAAUAAAACAGGCAAUUUCAGAACGACUUUAACCUUAACUAACUCCUCUCAAGUGAAAAUAAAAACAUAAAAAAUGGCAGUUAUCAUUGCAGGACAGUUUUCUUAAACCGUUUUAUUACAGAAAGAUAAGUCUUGUGAAUCAGAAAGUAAAUGUGGAAAAACACGGAGAAGUAAUUACAUUAUUUAAUAACAGAUUUGCUGUCUUGGAAUGCAUAGGGAAAAUAGAAUUUAUAGUUGAGUAUUUUCAACCCAGCAGUCAUGAGGUAACACCCUAUAUGAAGGCCCCUGUAGUAAGGUGAAAUUAACAGUUAUAAUACCUUAUAAGAUGCCUGUAAACAUAAAUUUGUCAAUAAAUGUCAACAAAAGCAAAAUCAACAUAUUUGUAGUUGUUUAUAGGACACUUGAAGGCCCCUCAUUAAACAUGCAUUAAAAGUUCACUAACCUUUCACAACAUCAAUAAGAUGUUAUAAACAUCAAGAAGCCCUUAUAAUCACUGGCUUGUAGCACACUUGUGGGGAAUUUAUUACAAAAUUGUCAGGGUUUAUAGAGUUUAUAUUUUAUAUGUUAUAAGAUGUAUAUAACCAUUAAUAUAACUAAUAUCUUUGUUAAAAUCACAACUACCCUUUAUUAUUGCUUUGAGCCCCGCUGUAAGAACUUCAUUAACUUUGUUCACAAUUUAUAGACCAUUUAUCAACUUAAAUUGUUGAUUAAGACUAUAACAGGUUAAGAUAAAUAUCUUGUUAAUAAAUCCUUUCUAAUAUUCAUAUUAAAAUUAAAAAUGGCCCUUUUGGGGAACAGUGUCUUAUUAAGCUAAUGAAUUCUCUAUUGAGAGCCAAUAAGCGUCUAAUAAGCAAUGAUAUGUGUGUAAAUAAAGCUUUUAUUGACACCUUUAAAGAUGUAUUUAUGCUUAUAAGCACAUUAUACUGUCUUGUGGGUGACCUAUGCACUCAGUAUUACAGAAAAGCAAAGGACAGGACUUUAAAAUCCAGCUGCAGCUAAAUAACAAUAAUAGAUAGCUGAGAACAGAUAUGCAUGUAAGUGCAGCUGACAGUCCGGUCCUGGGCAUUGUCUCUUAAUUUCUCCCCAUUUUUUCAUUCUGAGGAUGUAAACAAUGGCAGCACAUGGGGAAGAAGUCCUGGCGUAGGCAUAUAUUGUCAUCAGAGUCAGAGCAUGGGUCUUAAAAGAAGCUUAAAGGUUGUUUUUAGGAGCUCAUACAGGUGUAUUCCAGACUUGUGGGGUUGUUUCAGUUUGUAUUUUUGUGUGUGAACAGAUCGCCUCAAGUGGACGACGGCCAUCAUCAUCAUCGUCAUCAUCAUCACCACCACCACCACCACAGUCAACAGAGGGCUGGUUUGUACCAAAGCCAGACGUUUAUGCUCGCCACGCCAUCUCCACCCUGGGCGUCUCCAACAGGACCACUGGCUACUGGCCUCACACUCUGCAGGUAAAAACAAAACAUUCUUUUCUGAAUUCUCCAAAUGCUUGCAGAUAUAAUCGCAGAUUUAUUUGCAGUGUUUGUGAUCUGAAACAUUUUGCUCUGUCGUUUUUCCUCCGCAGUACGGACUGAUGAGGUGCAUCCCAGAGUGGAUUUGGGUCCUGGGGUCACGUGUGUUCAUCAGUCUGAGCUGAAUGCUCACUUCCUCACAGUCUUUUAACUAAAGACUAUCUGGAUCUUUGUUACUGCAGAAUUUAUCAUCCUCCAUUGUUAAACUGUCGGGCUGAGGCUCAUUCAUGUUGAGGGUUGUAGUUUAAUCAUUGUCCUUUACUGAUAUCAAAACAACUUCUAGGGAACCUGCAGUUUGAUUCUCCCUGAGAUAACAAGUACACCUAACACACAGAGCACACGUUGCUGGACUAUGAUCUGCCAGUCCGGUAACUUAAAAAUAAACAAAAAAAUCUGGCUGUGGCUGAGAGUGAGUAUCAUCUUCAUGUACGACGUGAGCUUUGAUACAGAAGUAAAAGUAUGGCAGACUAUUUUACAGCCGAGAUGGAUCAGAGAGACCUGUUUCACUGAGGUGAAAUUAUCCUUAAAAGAGUUGAAUGUAAAAUGAUUUUAUUUUUCUACAUGGAUAAUAAAAAUUCGCACAUGAAAAUACUUGUACACUUCAAGCCAAGCUGAGUACAUUACAGAAUGUAAGUGCAAAUGUAAGUCUCGAUCCAAUAGUGACAUAAAAAAGCAUUUUGCACUAAAACUGACAUCAACAAAAUAAUUUAAAAUAAAUAUAAUACAUAGAGCAGAUAGUCAUAAAUGUGCGCUCUGAUUUCUGACAUUCUGCAUAAUUCAGAAAGUCUUUCCUCCUCUUUAUUUAGACUAUCCGACUUUCUGGUUUAACCUGCUUUUACCUGCAUUUACCACACCUUUAUGGCACUGGGACAAAAAGAGAAAGGAGUUUGCCCCUAAACUGACAUCAUUUAUAGUUUAAGAGACAGAUAUGCUUUAUUUGGAGUGAGGAAGAAAAUGAAUUGUGCAAUGCUAUAUUAGUAAAAAGUCUUAUUUUGAUAGCUGCAACUCAAUCUCAACAUGUUAAUUCUGGGUGUAUUUAACCCAAACUCUUGGCUGUUUGUUAUUUUAGAUCCUAACACGAGCUUAGCAAGAGAGGUUAGAUAAAUGGUGAAGCAAGUCUUUGAAAGUGUGUUUACAACCAAAAACAGUGAGUGCUCGGUGGGGAAUGGGAAAGCUUUUGCUCAGGGUUAAAGUUUGAAGCAUAUCCAGGAGUGACUUUGAAAUGCACUGAGGAUGUAUGGGGUGUGAUGUUGUGUUUUUUUCGAGAGAGAAGAUUUGAGCUGCAGUUUAUUUAAUGUUGGUGUUACUUUAAUACAAGUAUUUGUAUUUGCAAAAUAAGCAUAUUCAUAUGUGUUGUGCAGAGUGAUUGCAAAAUACUGUACAUGCCAGCUAAAUAUGGACCACGAGUUACGAAUUAGACCAAUAAAAGUCUUUCUUCAUUACCAUGA
Xyrichtys novacula (pearly razorfish) is the source of this 4847-nucleotide messenger RNA. The record is from the annotation of a GenBank genome assembly. Lineage: Eukaryota; Metazoa; Chordata; Actinopteri; Labriformes; Labridae.